This is a messenger RNA of Pseudoliparis swirei, 2729 nucleotides long. It is a transcript of the gene srxn1, whose product is annotated as sulfiredoxin 1 homolog (S. cerevisiae). The coding region runs from base 1 to 411 and encodes 136 amino acids. Lineage: Eukaryota; Metazoa; Chordata; Actinopteri; Perciformes; Liparidae. The transcript is spliced from 2 exons. Gene Ontology annotation, cellular component: cytoplasm. Gene Ontology annotation, biological process: cellular response to oxidative stress. The record is from RefSeq and is a predicted model, not a curated record. Gene Ontology annotation, molecular function: sulfiredoxin activity.
AUGUUUCGCUUGUGGCUCGGCAAUAAAAUAUCACGGGUGAACGUGUCGGUUUUGUCCCGUAGAAACAUGUCGGGAACGUCCAGCAGGUCGAUCCACUCGGACAGCCUCGAGGAGGUUCAUAACGUCCCGAUGCACGUCAUCAUCAGACCGAUUCCUCCGGUGCUGGAUGAGCUCAAAGUUCAGAGUAUAAUGAACACAAUAAAGACAGCGGACAUCAGUGUUGUUCCUCCCAUAGAUGUGCUCUGGAUCAAAGGCAGAGAGGGGGGGAACUACUACUACUCUUUUGGAGGCUGUCACAGGUUCGCUGCAUAUCAGGGGCUGAAGAUGUCGACCAUCCCAGCCAAGCUCAUCAAAUCAAACGUAUCUGACCUCAGCACUUACUUGGGGGCUUCGACGCCUGAUCUGCGGUGACAGUGAAAUGGCUUUUUGAGAGACUUUGCUCGGGGGGUUCACACACAGCAACACAGUUUUGACUCCUCUCUUGCACUCGGGGACUGCAGAACAAAUGAUUUACCAGCAGGGGGAAAUGUAACUCUUUAGUUUAACGCAUGACAUUUGUCAUUUGAAACCCCUCAAAUUGGUUUUUAAUGGGUUCACUGUGUUUUAAUGUGUGCUUUUGUACAUUUUACAUUCGUACCAAGUUGAUUAGCUCUCAUUUAAUAGUGGUAUUCUUGUACUUGCACCUGAAAAGCAAUUCAAAUGGUAAAUGUCCUACUUUAUUAAUGUACAUUGCGGCGCUAUCUUGCCAUUUCUGUUUAUACAGCAAAUACAUAAUUUACAUUAAUAAGAGGACACAGACAAGUGACAAAGCAAGGAUGGUUACAAAUGUUGAGGCUUUUUUCGAAGUGGACAUUUUCACUUAUAGUAGGAAAAGCAUAAGAAUGAACAUGUUUUUUAAUCUAUUCAAGGGUCCCGCUAAGCCAGGCUAGCAUGACAGUGGGCCAGCAUGCUCAGUUCUAGGACUUUGAAACCGAAGCAGCUUAAUGAUGUUCAGCUGUCAUUCAUUUUAUUAUUUACACCUGUGCUUUUCCUACUGUGUAUUCCGUGGUAAACGCCGUAAUUCAUCCACUGGCGGCUUUUCUUCACUUGCACCUUUUGAUCUCCUUCUAUUGAGUUCUGGGCACAGAUUUAAAUGUUAUCUUAGUUAUUCUAUCAAAAGUCCCCUUUUUUAUAGCAGUAGUGAUUUUUUUAUAGAAUUAAGAGCCCUAAUUAAUCCACCGGUGAGACCAAAUGUUGCAAGAAAGAAGCAAAACUUUCUGAAAUAUUAUGCCGUCAACUUUGAUUGUGAAGUUUCAGACAGCACAAGACGGUGAUAGAAAGGAGCCCAUAUCGAGCAGAUGGUUUGCAGAAGGAGUCGGGUGCUCUGCAACUUCAGGGUGACAAGAGCGUAUGUCAGAAUGCAAGAUGUUGUCGAGUUGAUGAGUUUGCUCCUUCUUCCUGUCAUCAGUCUCGUCUCUGCAUCCUUCAUGUAACCUUGCUGACGUCGUCCAGGUCCGUUCAUAUGAAAACCCUCCACAACAAAAAACCUUUUCUCACUUUGAAGUGCCAUCAGUACGAUAGUUACCGAUACUUUAGGAGUCUAAGGGCAUUUUACUUCCAGUAAAUGGCAUACCUGGCAAUCAUUUGGCUUUCUCAAACAUGCAACAAUGAUGAUAAUGGUUUGCUUUGCUGGUUGUCGUUGUUGUUUCCGAUCCUGAGACUGGCCCUGCUUAUUGUAUCACAUCAGUUCCCUAGACCCUCUGUCUUGGAGGAAGGAACUGUAGGUGUGCAUAAUUAUGAAACUAAACCAUACAUCACAAGGCAUUACGCAGAGACGAUGCCUUUCCGACAUCAACAGCGUCACAAUGCGGCUUAAUGGUCUCCCUUUGUGGCCACCGAGGAAAUGAAGGGAGACCCGAGGGCAGCUUUUACCGACCGGCCCUGCGGACUCUAAAUGUCUAUACUUUGAAACGUCGCGUGUGAGAGCACUUCCUGUGGCUCACUCACUGUCUGGAAGUAACCAUAUCCUCAAAGGGAGUUUGACACGCAACACCAGUAUGAAAAAAUACAUUGCACCUGUUGCUUUGGGGAGCCGUUUCCAUGGGUGGUUCUGUACGCUUUAUCUUUGAGGAUUUACCCAGCUCAAGGGGGUUUAGGGGGCCAAGAAAAGGAAGUGUUUGUGGCCAUUUUCAUAAAUGGACUGUGGCCGUGUCAAUUCUCAUGUACUUUGUGUUUUUUUUACAGUUUGCUGCUUGGCUAAAUUAUGAAUAAACAAAUCAUGGCGAAUACUUUGUGUUUGAAGACACCUCCUUGAUGCUCUCAGCAGAGUUCAAUUUGUUUCUGCUCAGUCCAUCACUGAAAAACUGAAUUUAUAUUUUUAAUUGUUGGCCAAAAAGAAAGACUGAAAGAUUUUUCUGAGGUGCAACAUUUAGAAAUGAUUCUGACACUACUUGAAAAACGUUUUAUCUUUCUUUCUUGGUUUAUUUGUUGCUCCUCCGGUGUAGCGGUGUAGUUUAUGCAUCAUGUGGACAAGAUGAUAAAUGUUGAUUGAUGAUGUUUGGCGAUGCAGGGAGGAUCACUCACUCCUCUACAAGAACUCACAAAACUAAAUUGUUCUCUACUUUUCGCAUCCCGCCAAAUAGCGUUACCUACAGAAUGUCUCAUGGGCUGUUCUACAAACUGCAUUGCUGAAAAAAUAAUUGCUCUGUUUGUAUUUAUUAUGAGCAGUUUGAAAUAAAGGGCUCAAACCA